AUGUCAGUUUAUGAUAAUUGCGAUCAAGAAUAUAUCCAUCAUGAUGAUAUCUCACCGUUUUGUGCUAAUUUAUUAGAAAAGAGAACUUUUGAAUAUGAAAUAGAAAAUUCAUGGAAUCCAUCUCAAGAUUCUUUAAAACGUGAUGCGAAUCCACUAGAUGACGAAUUAUCUUAUUAUAAUUUAAUUUAUUUUAAGUCCUCUAAUGAACCAACAAAAAAUGAAGAACGACGUAUUCUCAAACGUUCCGAAGAUGUUUCUUCAUCUAAUACUACUCUCGAAAAUGAUAAAAAUGCAACAUUAGUAGAAAGUGUUGCAGAAGCCAUAACAAACGAUUUAAAAAAAAUAAAAUCCAUUUUCGUAAAUCCUCCCGAAGCGGAAUUAGGUUCUGAUGGAUGGCCAGAUAAAUUGAUUUAUGAUCCUUCAAAGGAUGAAACUUACUGGUGGCGUAAUGAUCCCGUGUUAAAUUUAUUUCAUGAGCAUUGGCAUCUGGUUAUGACUUCUUCUAAUAUCGGUGGAACUGCUAAAGAUCGGGAGGGUGAAAACUUUAUUUAUAUGCACAGGUUUAUGUUGGCCAGAUAUGAUGCGGAACGUAUUGCUGUUGGUAUUGGAACUGUAAUACCUUUACCUGACUACAGGACACCGAUACCUGAACCAUUUUAUCCUCCUCCAUAUUUAUUCACGGAUCUUGACGGUGAUAAGGUUCCAUUUCCGGCUCGUCCUCCAAACCAAACAUUUCGCGAUAUUUUUCGACUUGUUUCUGACGAAUCAUCAAUUACAACCGUCAAGAAUUUAGAAAACAUGCUAUACAAACUAGAACAAUGGCUCGAUGGAGAAACAAACAGUGAAUAUCCUGACAAAUUACAGUUCGUUGAUUCAGAAGCAAAUUUAUUAGGUCAAGAGAUUGAACAAGGAUUACAUAAUGUGGGCCAUAUGAUGUUAAGUUAUAUUAUGCAUCCUUAUGCUGUCGGUUACGCUCCUAGUGUAUUGGUUGGUGCACGCGCCGGUACACGUGAUCAAUUAUUCUGGAGAUGGCAUCGUCACAUAGAUAAUAUUUUUGAUAAAUGGCAAACUAAAUUGGGUCCUUCUGAUUUUCAUCAUGAUGCUCCAAAUGUUACAAUCAAACAUACAGAUAUCUUUUUGGUUUUUACUGAUGUUUUACUUGAUGCUAGUGUAACUACAGAUCUGGAUUUUUUAGAAUUUGGAAAAUUAACUUUUGGUGGUGAAAAUUUCGAAAAAGAUUUAUCAAAUAAUUCGUAUGUUACUGAUGUUUUAUAUACAAAGAUGAAAAAUAGGACUUUAGUAUGGAGAGAGGAUUUAUAUGAAGAGGAGAAUAUCACUUAUUUAUAUCCAAGAGAUUGGCAAUAUUUUUUUAGAGUAAGGAAUGAUGUAAAUGUUACUUCAAUCGUCACUUUUCGAAUCUUCAUUGUUCCCGAAGAAUUAGCCAAUUCACAUGUUCAUUGGAUAGAACUUGAUAAGUUCAAAAAAUCCCUUGCUCCUUUCGAAAAAACUGUAGUAGUUCGAUCCUGUGAUAAAUCAAUCAUUAUCCGAAAACCUGCCCAAAAGACAGAAGAGCAAUUAGAUGAAAUCCAAAUUACUCCCGAGUUGACCAAUAGAAUGGUAAGACUUACCGUAAGACAAAAGUCUGAAAUGAUGUUUUGUGAUUGUGGUUGGCCUUAUAAUCUAAUUAUACCGAGAGGAAAGAAAGGUGAAGGAAUGAAGUUUAAAAUGAUAGUAUUUAUUUCUGAUGGAACAAAUGAUUUGGUACCAUUUUUUGAUCAAUGUGGAAGUUCCGUGUUAUGUGGAAGUGAAACAUGGGAUCAAUUUCUUCCAGAUAUUAGGCCUCUUGGAUAUCCAUUUGAUAGACCGUUUAAAAAUGGAUCGUACGUGGAAACUUUUAAAGGUUUAACAAAUGUUGCAAUUAGAGAUUUUAGAAUUGUAUGGACAGAUGAUGAUUUUCCAGAG
Molecule: messenger RNA, 1962 nt
Organism: Scutellospora calospora
Lineage: Eukaryota; Fungi; Glomeromycota; Glomeromycetes; Diversisporales; Gigasporaceae
Source: the annotation of a GenBank genome assembly